CGCUCUGUUAUUAGCUCUGAUAUCUUUACAGUUAAAUGAUAAAUUAUUCCUAGUAAUUAAUUCUUAAUAAUAAGAAUCCUUUGUUAAUGAAUAUUUUAUUAAACAUAUUUUUAUAAUUCUGUUGGUGGAGUGAUAACUUUUUUCAAUUCAGGCGUUCAAAAUGGCCGACCCUACGGAUUUCACAAAAUUGAGAUGUAGUUCAUAAUUCUCGCUCUCGAACUAAUGAGCUAUAACGAUUUAUAAGGUUUAUCCAAAUUUAUCUUUCUUGCGAUGAGAAGAUACUUUGAUGGAAUAUUGUGGCCAACUGAUACAUUGAAUGGUGUUCAAUCUAAUUUACCUCCAACUUCCAGUGCAGACUUGAGUGUGAUGCAUAACUCUUCAAUGAUGCCUACAGCAUCUCACAAUAUGGUGCAGCAGGCACCAGCACAAAUUAGGGCUAACAAUUAUCAGCAAAUGAUGUACGGUCGGGAUGUUGUACCAAUGCCUGUUAAUGCAAGAGCAGCUACUGCUGGAACUGUUUAUCCCCCUGCAAUGUACUACCAAAAUAUCAAUCGUGGUUUUACGAAUUCAAUCCAUGUUCCUGCAGAUGUCAGAUUCAAACGCUUGCCAUUUUAUGAUAUAAAAGCUGAAUUAUUAAAACCUUCAAGUUUAGUGCCGCAAACACCGCAAAGAAUUCAGGAAUGUACAUUUUCCUUUACACUAACUGCUGAACAAGCUACUAAAAUUGCAUCAGGCAGAGAUGCUAGUAAUCCUAGCAAAGUAGAUUACCCAACACAGGUUCAAAUGAGGUUUUGUUUGUUGGAUCCAAGUUGUGAACAAGAUGAUAACUUUCCUCCAAAUGUCGUAGUGAAAAUCAAUAACAAACUGUGUCAGCUUCCUAGUCCUAUUCCAACAAACAGACCUAAUGUUGAAGCUAAAAGGCCAUCUAGACCAGUUAAUGUUUCAAAUUUGGUGAAACUUAAUCCCUAUGUUGCAAAUGUUGUAAAUGUGUCUUGGGUACCUGAUUAUAAUAAGCCUUAUUCGAUAACUAUAAAUCUAGUAAAGAGAUUGACUUCAAGUGAUUUACUACAAAGAUUGCAAGAAAAAGGCCUGAAGCCACCGGAGUUUACUCGAGAUCUGAUUAAACAAAAAUUAAAUGAUGACAGUGAUGAUAUAAUGACUACAGUUUUGAAUGCAUCUUUAACUUGUCCUGUUGGAAAAAUUCGUAUGGUAACUCCGUGUCGUCCAUCAACUUGUGAUCAUCUUCAGUGUUUUGAUGCAAGUUUAUUUUUGCAAAUGAAUGAGAAAAAAGCAACGUGGAUUUGUCCGGUUUGCGACAGGCCUGCUUUAUAUGAUAAUUUAAUGAUAGAUGGCUAUUUUCAAGAACUUAUACAAUCUCCAACAUUUAUAUCAGCUAAUGUUAAUGAAGUUAUAUUAUUGAAAGAUGGAUCAUGGAGUAUAGAAAAAAAAGAGCCAAUAGUGCAAAAGAAAACUUCAAAAACUAGUGUAGAAAUAAUUUGUGAUGAUGUGGAAAUCAUAUCAGUGGAGGAUUUUAAAGGUGAUGAACCCACUAGUACUACAACUACGGUACAACCAAAUGCUCCUUCUACUACUUCUGAGAAAAAAACAAACGAAACAAUUGUGGAUCUGACAAUAAGUGAUUCUGAAGAGGAUGCGCCCCCAAAAAAGGAUAAAGAGCCUUCUGCAGCUCAGCCAACUUCACAACAACUACCUCCAGCUAGUAGUACUAGCAGCGCAGAUCCUGUGGUCUCUAAUAGAAGUACAAGAUAUGGUACUAGAUUAAACUCUGCCAACCUUACUUCAUCAGUAACAAGUUCAUUGUCGAGCAGUGGCUAUAGCAGUUUUGCUUCAAAUCCUGCUCACAGUACAUCAGUUGAUCGUGAUCAAGCAAGUUUGUAUCAAGUAUAUCCUAGUUCUAAUACUACUUUGGCACACCAAGGCAGCUAUGUGAAUACUGUGCCUUUAAAUUUAGCAGGAUUUGAUCCAAGUGUCACGAAUAAUUAAAGCUU
Molecule: messenger RNA, 2009 nt
Organism: Ctenocephalides felis (cat flea)
Lineage: Eukaryota; Metazoa; Arthropoda; Insecta; Siphonaptera; Pulicidae
Product: E3 SUMO-protein ligase PIAS1-like
Exons: 9
Coding region: 271-2004 (577 amino acids)
Biological process (GO): regulation of transcription by RNA polymerase II; protein sumoylation
Molecular function (GO): zinc ion binding; transcription coregulator activity; SUMO ligase activity
Source: RefSeq, a predicted model, not a curated record